ACCCUCAAAAAGUCAAAACAAUGGGCUCGCUCGACAUUGAGCCCGUUUUCGGGUAUAUACACUCAGCCCCAGCGCACGAUAGCCUUGCCUCCUCUUCAUUGUUCAUUUGCCCUACGAGCUUUAUCUUCCUUUUUCUCCCCUCAAAACAACAACAAUAAUCCCCAAAUUUGCCGACGAAUUCGGAUCGAAAUAGUGUCGAAUUCUCCAGAUCUGGAAACUAUUCGUUUUGCUCUCUAAGAAUCCAGCUCCUUUUUUCUGAUUUCAGUUGAUUUGGUAGAGAUACAGAUUUCAAUUGAUUUAGAAGGUGGAUACAGGAAUUCUACUUGGUCUUCUCUGUCCUUUCCAAAAUCAGUUCACCCAAGUCAAGCAGCUAUGUUGCGAUAUGAAGAAGAUGAAUAUGACGAUUAUUUGGAUGAAUAUGAGGAUGAAGGUGUAGAUCAAGAAGAGGAAGAGGCUGGUGAGGAGGAGUACGAGGAUGAAGAGCCUCCACAGCCAUCACAGGAGUUAGAGUUCCUGGAGCUGAGGCAACGGUUGAAAGAGGAUAUCAGGAAGCAGAGGAAGAAAGAACUAGGCAGUGGUUCUCAUGACAUUAAGAAGAGUGCUUCAUCCAGGGAUAAUUUUGGUUCCUUCUUUGGACCUUCACAGCCUGUUAUCUCCAACAGAGUAAUCCAAGAAAGCAAGUUGCUAUUGGAGAAUCCAAAUCUGGCAGCUAAAGUCAUGAAAUCUAGCCAUUCUCAGAGCAAUAAGAGUGUUGCUUCAAAACCUGCUGGAUCAAAAGCUUCCACCAGCAACAACCAUGCACCCAAAGUCAAAACUGGGGUAAUACUUCAGUCAGUGCAAUUUUCUCGAACACUUCAUAUGUACUCAUGGGACUAUUCAUUUCUAUUAUCUGAUGAUGCUGAACUUCCUGGUCCAUCAAGAGGUUCUUUAACUCAGAAAGUGUCUGCCCCUUAUUGUGAUGCACGGUUAGUCCAACGUCCAAGCGGAAAGCAGACUUCAAGUGAUAUUGGGAGAAAGCUUGUAGAUGAUCGUGAAGUGAAAAGAGGUAGCCAAAUGCAACAGAAAGCUGUGAUUCAGAAAUCGAUGUCUAAUAAUAAACCAACUCAACCAACGUUAGACUCUAGGAAACAGUUCAGUAGCAGUAAUGGAAGUGGGCCUGGAAGGUCUUUGGGGCCAAAAGGGGUGCCCCCCAAGGUUACAGGGGAUCUAAAUGAUAAGAAAUUUUUGGCACCAGGCACCAAGAGUACUGUGUCUGUUUCCAAUAGGCCACUUCCUUCAAGAGUACAAUCCGCUGUACCAAAGCAAUCUUCGGUACAGAAAAGGAUACCAAAUGAAUCUGGUAAUUCAAAAGUGAUGUCAAAACAAGGUGUGCCUGUCUCCAAACCUCAGAUUCAGAAACAGCAAGCCUCCAUGUCUAGACCUCAGAUAAAACCACCACCUGCUAGAAAUUUAGCACGUCCCUUGGACGAUAGGCGCCCAACAUUUCAGCAAAGAGAUAGCAGGCGCCCAGCACCUCAGCAAAGAGAUGAUAGGCGCCCAGCACUUCAGCAAAGAGAUGACAGGCGGCCAGCACUCCAGCAAAGGGAUGACAGGCGCCCAGCACUUCAGCAAAGGGAUGAAAGGCGCCCAUCACUUCAGCAAAGGGAUGACAGGCGCCCAUCACUUCAGCAAAGGGAUGACAGGCGCCCAGCACAUCAGCGAAAAGAUGAAAGGCGCCCAGCACCUCAGCAAAAAGAUGACAGACGCCCAGCACUUCAUCGGAAAGAUGAUAGAUGGCCAGUAAGAAAACCAAUGAGAUAUGAUGAAGAAGAUGAUGGAGAAGAAGCUAUUAGUAUGAUUAGGAAGAUGUUUGGGUAUAAUCCUAACAGGUACCGUGAUGACGACGAUGAUAGUGACAUGGAGGCUAAUUUCGAUGAGAUUUUGAAGGAAGAAAGGCGGAGUGCGAAAAUAGCUAGAGAAGAGGAUGAAGAAGAACUCCGGAAAAUAGAAGAAGAAGAAAGGCGUGAGCGGCUGAGAAAGCAGGCAAAGAAGCGCAAGUUGAGCCAUCAAUGACGAAGAUAAAUUGUUUUUACUUUGUCGAUGAGCACCUUUAGAAAGGUUUGUUGUAACCUUUUCUGUUCGGCUGGUUAUAGGGCAGGAUAAUGAUGGGGGGGGGGGGGGGGUUUGAGGGUGGAAUUGUACAGUCUGCAGCUUAGUUUUUGCAUUGAUUUUGUAUCUAUUGGUUUAUUUGUUGGGGUUUAUUGUCCAAUUAGUUUAUGGCAGAAAUUCUUCUCAUACUUGCAACAAUAAUGGUGGCCCCAAAGCUGAAUCUGGUACCCUAAGCGUCGGAGGGUGAUCGUUAAUUUAAAAUAUCGGAGCUUCUAGCA
Molecule: messenger RNA, 2366 nt
Organism: Capsicum annuum
Lineage: Eukaryota; Viridiplantae; Streptophyta; Magnoliopsida; Solanales; Solanaceae
Product: protein SPT2 homolog
Exons: 11
Coding region: 373-2052 (559 amino acids)
Biological process (GO): nucleosome assembly; regulation of DNA-templated transcription
Cellular component (GO): nucleolus
Molecular function (GO): histone binding; DNA binding
Source: RefSeq, a predicted model, not a curated record